Messenger RNA from Dissoconium aciculare CBS 342.82, 1170 nucleotides. RefSeq lists its product as uncharacterized. Bases 498 to 1139 code for a protein of 213 amino acids. The record is from RefSeq and is a predicted model, not a curated record. Lineage: Eukaryota; Fungi; Ascomycota; Dothideomycetes; Mycosphaerellales; Dissoconiaceae. The transcript has a single exon.
GAUGACGAUAAACACUGCCAGCUUUGACUGAUUUCAACCUUAUAUCGUGACCUCAAAGAUCACGUGAACAAUGUGACCUUGGGUUUAGGCCAGUUCUAUCCUUCAUCUUUGCAGCAGAGCGGCGGCACAAGAGCCUCCGAUUAGACACGAGCAGGUGACCGGUCUUGGUAACGCCGAGGAAACGCGAGAACAAUAAGUCAAAACGCUCAUUGUCCUAGGCAGCCGAGGAGGCAGAACGGAGUCCGAUCGGCAUCCACUUCCAGUCGAAUCCGCCUGGUGGACGAAGUAUGUUUCGUGGUCUCUGCAUCGAUUACCUACCAAUGCCGCUCUCGAUGAAACCAGACAGUGAACUCGACAUCGCAACAUGCGCGCAUGUACAUCAUAUUGAACGUUUCCUUCGCCUUCCACUAGGCUUUGUCGUGGUCCCUGGCGAGGGGGAUUAAGUUUCUGUUGGAGCGAUUCACCGGGAGUUAAUCGGCAGCAAAUGCCGGAGUAAGAUGUUUUCGCAAUCAAGAUCAUGGAUAGCUCCACAAGUCGAAGAGGCCCGGAACAAGCAACGCUUGAACGAUCGUCGUAAGAGAUUAUGUCCUCAAUCUCCGUUUUGGACGGCGGAUUUCGAUUUGCGCAAACAUAUGAAAGAAUGGAGAGCAAGUCUGGAGCGUAUCAAGAGAAGGCAGGAGGUUUCCCGGGCCAGGGAAAUUCGCGCGCAAUCCAACUUAGAUAUUCCCACUGUCCCAGCAAUCAAGCCGGCCUUACAGGGCAAGCUGUUCGAUACGAAUCAUUCUGCUGUCUUGGCAUUGCCGACAGUCUUUACUCAUUCUCUCGGCCGACGGAGACUCGCGCCAUGGCCUUCUAGGGAGGAAAUGAAAUAUGAAGGCGACGACCGCGUCUCAACCGAUCGUUUGCAUGGUCGUUUCUUACCCGCGCCGAGAGUCGACGAUGACGAGACAGUUCCCUGGAUGCACCGAGCAAUUAUUGCACAGGAGGCGUUGGAGAAUUUCCACUAUCCUUAUCCAUGCGAAGUGGAAAUCUUCCUGCGCAUGCAUUGGGUCCCAGACUUGGAAAUCACCGACCUAGAGGGGCGGAACAUGCUUGGGCGAGAGCUGAUGGAUCUUCUAGAUCCCAAAGAAGUGUACUGAGUAAGUAAGCAAGCAAGCUUUGCGAAGCUGC